GCCGUGACAACUCGAAUUGUUCGUCGUCCUUUCCGUAACCGAAGAAGCCAAGCAAGGAAAUCCAGCCAGAAAACUGUUUGGCAUGAAAAUGAUCGAAAAAAUCUACCUGUCGCAACAAAAGAUAGUCUCUUAAAACUGUUCCGACUACGUAGGUACUUAUUUUAGUAGCAGAAGUAUCCGUCUUAGAUAAAGGCGGCGCAAGUGAUGGAAGCCCCGCUAGAAGAUGAGACUCCUGCCGAUGGUUUAGCGGGGACUGAAGGACCCAGCAAUGGAGAGGAGUUGAAACCCUCUGCCGAAGCUUUAACAUUCAUGUCCAGCAUUGAGCCCGCGGAGCUGCAGAAGUGUAUGUUUACAGACUCCCUGGUGACUGUGUCAGAGGGCGGCAGAGACCUGGGGAAAUUCAGUGUGACGGUGGAGUUUGCUCGUAGAGUCCAGCAGCCCUGUAUGCUGCUGCACGCCCAGAGCCAAGGAGCCAUUGACAACUCCCCCUGUGGAACAACAGUAACAGCCUACCUAACUACUGACCUGGAGGUGCUGGAGGAAGAUUACCAUGAAUAUGUCAAGCUUGAAGGCCACAGUUUGGAUAAGAGGUGUCACAUGGUACAGCAUGAUGGACAGAUGGUGAUCAAUAAAGUUACCACCAUGGGAGAGGAGGUGAUGAAGGAGACUGUUUCUUAUCCCAUGUCUGUCCUAAGAGGGCUGGUAACAGAGGGCUCCAUCUUGCUGCUGAUGCGCCUGAUUGCUCUGAGGAAGAAGCUGCCAGAGCACAUGACCUUCAUCUCCCUCGAUCAAGGAUUACACAUCACCCACACCUCCUUUAGUGAGCUGGGUCUGAAGCAGCUGGAGGUUGUGAGUGAGACUGUGGAGGUCUUUGGGAUGGAGAGGAUUGUUCACUCUGUGGAGGACAGCCCCACUACCUGGCAGUGCUACUUCCUGGAUGAUGGGCACUUGGCCAGCAGAGUGCAGGUGGGAUCACCAGUCACCAUGAGGCUUCUGCAGCUGCCAUCACAGCUAGAGAGAGGUUUUGAGAAGAUCCCCCUGGUUUGGGAAGAAGACAUGCAGAUGCGCUCCAAGUUCUUGGACAGAAAGGAGGAGCUGAAGGCAGACCAUGCCUCAUACCUCAGACAGCAUCCAGAGAUCCGUGCUCUCAUAUCUGACUUCCUGCAGUUCUUGUUGCUGAAUAAACCAGAUGAUGUCUUCCAGUUUGCCAGAGAGUACUUUCUCCCGUUUGCCUCCCGCCAUCCUCCAGAACCAAGCCUGAAAACCUCAUCAUUCUGAACGCACACCUAAUGGAACAUCUCACAACUUCAGAACUGUCUUUUAUAACUUGAGGUAUAUUAAUCAACUUAACUCACACUGAAACUUAGGAAUUGCAUGUGUCUUCUGAGUGACAGAUGACUAGUGGUAUUUAAGGAAACAUGAUGGAGAUGAACAACAAACAUGAGACUUCACCUGAGCUGUGUGAUCUUGAUUGACCUUAAUCAAUCUGAAUAAAGUGGUUCGUUUCAAA
Molecule: messenger RNA, 1510 nt
Organism: Lates calcarifer (barramundi perch)
Lineage: Eukaryota; Metazoa; Chordata; Actinopteri; Centropomidae
Gene: catip
Product: ciliogenesis associated TTC17 interacting protein
Exons: 9
Coding region: 205-1278 (357 amino acids)
Biological process (GO): cilium organization; actin filament polymerization
Source: RefSeq, a predicted model, not a curated record